AGCUUGCCGAUCGGAAAAUUCAAGGAUCAGGACACGCUUACAUCUAAUUGCCCAUUAGAUGUAGUAUUAGUCUACUCGCUGCGAGCUCAACUGCCGCUGCUACGAAUCUUCUUACGACUAGCGAGCUAGAUCGCUCCUGAUACUGAUACUGAUAACUCCAGUUCUCUGCUCCCACACCUGCACCCACUGCAUGCGUCAUGCGUGUGUGUAUAUAAGGCAGCUAUCCCCUUCACCAAGUCAUCACAAGCAUCUGCCAAAGAUCGAUCAGUUGCUACCCAGACCAUUCUAGCCUUGCCUCGAACACCAACAUUUCCCCAUCGAGUUCCUGUUUCUCCUUCAUAGGCAUCUAGCAACCCAGCAGCAAGCAAUGAAGCAAAAGAUUGUCAUUCAGUUGAGCAUAUCGUGCGACAAACGCCGGUCCAAAGCACUGACGUUGGCCUCCAGAGCAGCCGGGGUGACGUCCAUGGGGAUUACCGGCGACGCCAGGGACCAGCUGGAGGUGGUCGGCGACGGCGUCGACCCGGUGUGCCUCGUCAGCUGCCUCCGCAAGAAGCUCGGCCACGCCCAAAUCAUCAAGGUGGAGGAAGUGAAGAAGCCGGAGGAGAAGAAGAAGGAUGAACCCAAGCCAGAGCCCGUGCACGUGUACCCGCCGCCGUGCUACUACCCGCCCAGCUACUACCACCACCAGUACCAGCAGCCGCACAUGGUCGUUUGCGAGGAAGAGCCCAGCAACUGCCGGACCAUGUAAUUAAUUGCCAGGGAACGAUUUUGACAGCAU
Messenger RNA from Triticum aestivum (bread wheat), 778 nucleotides. Its product is annotated as heavy metal-associated isoprenylated plant protein 16-like. The transcript is spliced from 2 exons. The coding region runs from base 368 to 748 and encodes 126 amino acids. The record is from RefSeq and is a predicted model, not a curated record. NCBI's taxonomy places the organism in Eukaryota, Viridiplantae, Streptophyta, Magnoliopsida, Poales, Poaceae.